AUGGAAGCGCUCGGCCCACCGGCUUUUACUUUUUGCGACAGGCGUUUCACCCGGACCGACUUUACGCUACGCACGAAACGAGGAUAUAAUCUCGAAUGUUCCCACUGGGAACCGGUGGAACGGGUCAUGGACCGGAUACCCGUCGUCAUUUAUAUGCACGGAAACUCCUCGGCGCGCGUCGAGGUCAUUCCACAACUAUCCUAUUUGCUCAGUUUGGGACUGGCUGUCUUUGCCUUUGACUUUGCCGGCUCGGGAAAAUCGGACGGCGAGUACGUCAGUUUGGGAUACUAUGAACGCGAAGACUUGUCCUGUAUUGUGGCACACUUGCGGGCGACCAACGUGGUCUCCACCAUUGCCCUCUGGGGUCGAUCCAUGGGCGCCGCCACGGCACUCAUGUUCGGCGACCGCGACCCCUCCAUCGCGUGCAUGAUUCUUGAUUCGCCCUUUGCCGAUCUCACCCAAUUGUGCGAAGAAAUGGUUGAGAAAGCUCGCGAGCAGGGGAUCAUUGUACCCGGCGUGGUCGUCGGCGUCGCCAUCCGCAUGCUACAAUCCAGUGUCAAGAAACAAGCCGGCUUUAAUUUGCGUAGCAUUACGCCCAUUGCCCAUGCUGGCAAGUGUUUCAUUCCCGCACUCUUCGUAGCCGGAGAACACGACGAUUUCAUUAAACCGCACCAUUCGGAAGCGAUCCACGCCAAAUACGCGGGCGACAAGAACAUUAUCAUUGUCGAGGGCGAUCACAAUUCUCCACGACCCAAGUUCAUGUUUGAUUCGGCCAGUAUAUUU
Phaeodactylum tricornutum CCAP 1055/1 is the source of this 783-nucleotide messenger RNA. RefSeq lists its product with no specific name. The annotation marks the transcript as partial. NCBI's taxonomy places the organism in Eukaryota, Bacillariophyta, Bacillariophyceae, Surirellales, Neidiaceae. The transcript has a single exon. The record is from RefSeq and is a predicted model, not a curated record.